AUGAAGAAGACCUACUGCGGGUACUGGCUGGAGAACCAACAUUCACACAACGGGGUUCCUUACGAGGCUCGGUUGGGCUCUUGGAGACCGGACUUUCUGGUCGGGAACUACAGCGACGGACAUUCAACGGAAACCUACAGUCUCUCAGAAAUUAAUGCACGUUUUUGUUUCAACAGUAUUAUGCACCAAGCAUACGGACAAGAAGGCCUGAGCGAUCUCGGUGCAGGAAGAAAUGGUCUCAUCCAUGCUACCGAUUCUUCAAAGAUCCUGAACGGCUUGCUCAGCCUUUUCAAUCCAAGCCGUCCAUUGCACCUGCUCAAGGGCGAAGAGCCGGGAAUUGAUAUCCACAUGUUUAUCGACUUCGUGUACCGUCACAUUGGAAUCAGGCCACGGCUGAUCGCGCCUGCAGAUCUUAGGUUAAUUCCAGAUCCCCAAAGUACAAAUGGGGUUAAGCUGUGUUGUUUGGUGAAAGACCAAGGUGAUGCUUUGCUUGUUAAUGAUUCUCUCCUUCUCACCAGUGACGGUGAGGUUGUGGAAGAGGUACACCAGGUUGGCCUAGAACUUCAUCAGCACGAAUUAUUCGGGCUCUCACCUGAGAUACUGCGUCAAGUUAGCUUACGCUGCUUUAACGACAUGCGUACUAUUUUUCUUGUUCACGAUAAACGAAUGCUUGGUAUUAUCAAGCAGGAGAUCCCGACCCUGGUAGCACGGCAGGUACUAACCGCGGUUCAGGGAGAAGCCCUUGAUGCAGGCAUCGCAGAUUCUAUUAUCCCUGGAACCCCAGAAUUGAAUGAACUGAUUCAGGCUUCGGCUACUUCCCCGGAGCUAAGAAAGGAAUACUUGCUCAAGCCGAUUCGCGGAGGCAAGGGAGCGGGGAUUAUAUUUGGAGAUGAAGUCAGACCCGACGAGUGGCUAUCGACUCUUGAGUGUCUCCGCAAGCCUCACUUUGUUUCGGGAAACACCAUGUAUGUCGUGCAGCGUCGCAUCUGGCCACGUCUGUAUGAAGUCAUCCUCAAGUCAUCUGGUGACAGAGGUUAUUAUCCACUUAUUGGAACCUAUCACGCAACCAAUGGCCAGCUGCUAGGGCUAGGAACAUGGCGAAGUAGUCCGGACAGAAUCUGUGCUGUUAGUCAUGGAGGCGCGUGGAUUUGCUCAGUCUUGGAUGAGUACUCGCAGAGCUGA
Aspergillus bombycis is the source of this 1182-nucleotide messenger RNA. RefSeq lists its product as uncharacterized. The record is from RefSeq and is a predicted model, not a curated record. The transcript has 3 exons. Bases 1 to 1182 code for a protein of 393 amino acids. Lineage: Eukaryota; Fungi; Ascomycota; Eurotiomycetes; Eurotiales; Aspergillaceae.